Plectropomus leopardus (leopard coralgrouper) is the source of this 2454-nucleotide messenger RNA. It is a transcript of the gene fastkd3, whose product is annotated as FASTK mitochondrial RNA regulator 3. Lineage: Eukaryota; Metazoa; Chordata; Actinopteri; Perciformes; Serranidae. Gene Ontology annotation, biological process: mitochondrial RNA processing; regulation of mitochondrial mRNA stability. Gene Ontology annotation, molecular function: RNA binding. Gene Ontology annotation, cellular component: ribonucleoprotein granule; mitochondrial matrix. The record is from RefSeq and is a predicted model, not a curated record.
UGGGUCAGCGCGGGUCGGUCGGCAUCUCACUGUCACACGUUUUGUGACCCCGUGUCUUCAUCGGAAUGUCCAGCUGGGUCUGAGGAGUCCUGCUUCAGGAUCAUGGCUCUAAAGAUGAUCCAGAAGUUUCCGCUGCUCGGGCAGGUCGGGAUUCAACGUUAUGCUUUCGUUGGACCAGUCUGCACCAGCAGAAAAUCUCAGUCUGUGUGUGAAGUGUGCCUGUGUACCUCAGCUGGCGGAUCCAUCUGGAGGCAGGGCUGCAGGAGGCUGCGGUCGGACUGUGGGACGAGGAGCCUGACCACCAUUGCUAGGGAGCCGUCCUUUGUCGCCAGCAGCUCUGUGGGACUCCACAGAGACUCAGGCCCUCGGUUCCGUCUGACCCAGCUGCACCGACCCACAGCUGCAGAGGAGCAGGCUUUCCAGCAGCGUCUAGUGAACUGCUCCUCAUCCCAGCAGGUUUUCUCACUCCUGCGCACAGUGGAGAUCCUGUCUGACACUAUGGCUGCAGCAGCACUUCACCGUGUGGCCGACCUGGAGCAGGAUGGAAACUCUCUGAGGGAUCCCAAAGUGCUGGAGAAGGACACAAUCAGAGGUCUGUGCUACCAGCUGGAGCAGGACUCUGAGCGGCUGACAGAUGCUGGACUUGUAUCAGCCCUCCUGGCUUGCACUCGCCUCUUUUUGGAUCCUUGGAGCACGCUGAUGGUGCGGCUGGUGUCUGAGAGCCAGGAGAGGUUAGACAGAGGGCGGAUGAGUGUGGGGCAGCUGUGUACGCUGGGUCAGGCGAUGCUGGCUAUAGAAGGUCCCGGCUGCGUGAUGCUGGAGCAGGUGAUGGAGCAAAUCCGGAAAGAGGAGCCUGCCCAGUGGAGCCACGCAGAUCUCAUUUCUGCAUAUAGAUUCCUGCAGGGUGGUGUGAGUGAUGAUGGAAAAUGUCAGGACCUGCUGAACGCUAUGCACACCCACGCCGUGACAGUCACCUCCCGCAUGGAUCCUCCGUCAGUCAGCGGGGUGCUCGGCGCUCUCGUGAUCCUGAAGCAGACGCACGCCAUGCCUCUUGUGAUCAAUCUGUGUAAGCAGGCUGUGCGGCACAUACCUCACUUCACGGAUGAGGAGCUCACCGUCGUGCUCGGGGCCUUAAUGCACUUUGGUCACAGUGAUCAUUACUUCGUGCAGGCGAUGGAGAGGUAUGUGCCCACAAUGGCCUUCACCUCCCAACCAGAGACAGUAACCAAGGUGGCUCAGUUCUUUGGCCGGAGAAACAUCCUGUCCCCGAAGGUGUUUGAUGCCGUCGCAGAGAGCUUCGUGUACCGAGCAGAUGACUACAGCACCAGCCAGGUGGCCAGGCAGAUCAUGGCUCUCGGAAAGCUCGGCUAUCUUCCUCCCAACGCGGGCAACGUCUUCAGGAAAGUUGAAAACAUCCUGCACACACGGUUUUCACACUUCCAGCCCCGGACGCUGCUCAACCUGCUCCACGCCUGCACCCUGGUGGAGAGGUUCCCGGUUAAUUUUGUGUCCAAAGUUUUCAGCAGUUACUUCCUUCAGCAACUGCAACAGCAGGGCACAGGAAUGGACCGGAUCGUCCUGGCACAGCUGACCCAGCUCUACAUGACUCUGAAGCUGGAGUGUCCUUACUAUCAGGGUCCGAAGCUCCUCCCAAAGUACCGCGUCAAGUCUUUCCUCAUGUCUGGACGCUCCCUGGAGACGCCAGUGGACGCACAUCUAUACAACUCUGUGAAAACAGGACUGGUGGAUUUGCUCGGGGCUCGGACAUACUUUGGAUCCAAAGUUCUGACACCGUACUGCUACACACUCGAUGUGGAGAUAAAACUUGAUGAAGAUGGGUAUGUGCUACCUGCCAGUCAUAUUGAUGAAGUACACAAAAGGAUAGCUCUUUGUAUUGAUGGACAAAAGAGGUUCACUACAAACACCAGGCAGCUGCUGGGUAAAGAGGCCAUGAAGCAGCGACACCUGAGGCUUCUGGGAUAUGAAGUUGUUCAGAUUCCCUUCUAUGAAUAUGAAAAACUGCAAACCAAGGCCAGCGUGGUACAGUAUCUGCACCAAAAAAUCUUCCCUCACACUUACAGGCUGAGCUGGUGAUGAAUGUGCUAUCAGGGGCUUUGCUUUUGUUGAGCCUUUUGUUGCUUUAAGAACUUUUUAUUUAUUUUUUCAAAUAAAUGUAAAAAAAAAAAGGAAAAAAGAAACAAAAGUUCUUCAGUUAAUGGGUUUCACAUAUUUGACAUCGCAAUAAAGUGACUUUUGUAUAAAUAAUCGCUUUUGCAUAAAUAAUGAUUGUUGAACGACUUAAAUGUACUGUUUGAAAAAUAUAAUUUAUUUUGUUCUUGGCAACAUAUGCUGCAGAAACUGUACAAAGUUAAGAGAAUCCCAAUUCAAACAAUCACCUCAGGUAUAUAUAUAUCAUGAGCGCAGUAAAAGAAUGAUUAAAGACAUCUGAUUUGA